Molecule: messenger RNA, 1233 nt
Organism: Melampsora larici-populina 98AG31
Lineage: Eukaryota; Fungi; Basidiomycota; Pucciniomycetes; Pucciniales; Melampsoraceae
Exons: 5
Coding region: 49-1233 (394 amino acids)
Molecular function (GO): ammonia-lyase activity
Source: RefSeq, a predicted model, not a curated record
CCUCACAACUUUUUAAACAUUUAGAUCAUUUUCUUUAAACUUAUUAAAAUGUCUUCCCAACCAACUCAUCAUGAUCCUAAUACCACCUUUCAUCGUGAAUUAUAUUUACCAAUCUUACAUCAAAUUGAAACUCAUUCGAUUCAAGAAUCAAAUCAAGAUCAUCAUCAAAUCAUCAUCAAUGGUUCAAAUCUAUCGAUCUCUGAUUUGAUUCGUAACAUCAAUUCAAAUUCCAUCAAUAAAGGUUUGAAAGUCGUUUUGUCUGAUCAUGUUGAGGUUCAAGAUGGGAUACAAAAAUCUUAUGAAUUCAUGACGGCUCGUACUAACAAGAGUGUUUAUGGAGUGACUACUGGAUUUGGUGCAGCAGCAAAUACCAGAACGAGUGAUGUAGAAGCCUUACAAGUCUCAAUCCUAGAACACUUAUUAGCAGGAGUCCAUGGUUUCGAAACCCAAGACUUAUCCCAGCUCGUUCCAUCAUCCGAUUUAAACCAACCCUUGAACCUUUAUUCGAUGCCCGAAUCGAUUGUGCGUGGGGCGAUUUUGAUCCGAUUGAAUUCUUUGGCUAGAGGUCAUUCGGCUAUCCGAUUGGAAGUUUUGAAUAGGUUGAUGGAUUUGUUAAAUUUAAAUAUCACUCCGAUUGUGCCUUUGAGAGCUUCGAUUAGUGCUUCGGGUGAUUUGUCGCCGUUGUCUUAUAUUGCUGCUGCCUUGUGUGGUCAUCCUGAUGUAUAUGCUAUUGAUCGAAGUAAAUCGCCACCUGUGAUUGCUUCAUCCGCUGAAAUUCUUUCAUCUCAUAAGAUCACUCCUAUCAAACUCGGUGCCAAGGAAGGUUUAGCUCUAGUCAAUGGAACUAGUUUCAGUGCUUCUGCUGCAUCCAUUGCACUUUAUAGUUCUCACUUUUUAGCCAUGUUGUCUCAAGUCUUGACGGCUAUGAUGACUGAAGCGAUGUUGGGUCAAAUCGGUUCAUUUCAUCCAUUUAUUCAUAUCACUGCUAGACCUCAUCCUGGUCAAAUCGAAGUAGCAGAAACGAUUGAUAGAUUAUUGAAAUCGAGUCAAUUAGUCGAUCAUACUGAUCAUGAAGAAAAAGAUGUUAGUGCUGAGAUUUCUAAACAAACUUUGAGACAAGAUCGUUAUCCAUUAAGAACCGCACCUCAAGUAAGUCGAGUUUUGUCAAGUUUGAAUCAAGCCUUUUUGGAUCUCUUGAGGUUGAUUUUUUUUCUUGGAUUUGACGUGGUUUAG